GGCUGCGGUCCAGUCUCGCUCUGCCGCGCGCCCCGCCCCUCGGAGGCCGCUCCUCCAGCGCGCCCCCACGGCUCGCGGCGCUUACAGAUACUGAGCGCUCAGGCCUCCAGCCCCAACCCGGGCCCCAGCAGCCUCCGAGGCCGGCCCCCUUCCUGGAGGGAAGAGCCGCCUUGGGAGGAGGGACAGGGACCUGGGGGCGGCCACGGCAGGGUUAACCUCCAUUUCAGCUAACCAUGGGAGAGAUUAAAGUCUCUCCUGAUUAUAACUGGUUUAGAAGUACAGUCCCCCUUAAAAAGAUUAUUGUGGAUGAUGAUGAUAGUAAGAUCUGGUCGCUCUACGAUGCAGGCCCCAGAAAUAUCAGGUGUCCUCUCAUAUUUCUCCCUCCCGUCAGUGGAACUGCGGAUGUAUUUUUCCGGCAGAUUUUGGCUUUGACUGGAUGGGGUUACCGGGUUAUAGCUUUGCAGUAUCCAGUUUAUUGGGACCACCUUGAAUUCUGUGAUGGAUUCAGAAAACUUUUAGACCAUUUACAAUUGGACAAAGUUCAUCUCUUUGGGGCUUCUUUGGGAGGCUUUUUGGCCCAAAAGUUUGCUGAAUACACUCACAAAUCUCCCAGAGUCCACUCCCUCAUCCUCUGCAAUUCCUUCAGUGACACCUCUAUCUUUAACCAAACAUGGACCGCAAACAGCUUUUGGCUGAUGCCAUCAUUUAUGCUUAAAAAAAUAGUUCUUGGGAACUUUUCCUCUGGCCCAGUGGACCCUAUGAUGGCUGAUGCCAUUGAUUUCAUGGUAGACAGGCUGGAAAGUUUGGGUCAGAGUGAACUGGCUUCAAGACUUACCCUGAAUUGUCAAAAUUCUUACGUGGAACCUCAUAAAAUUCGGGACAUCCCUGUAACCAUUAUGGAUGUGUUUGACCAGAGUGCACUUUCAACUGAAGCUAAAGAAGAAAUGUACAAACUGUAUCCUAAUGCCCGGAGGGCUCACCUUAAAACAGGAGGCAAUUUCCCAUACCUGUGCAGAAGUGCAGAGGUGAAUCUCUAUGUACAGAUACAUUUGCUUCAAUUCCAUGGAACCAAAUACGCAGCUAUUGACCCAUCAAUGGUCAGUGCCGAGGAACUCGAGGUGCAGAAAGGUAGCCUUGGCAUCAGUCAGGAGGAGCAGUAGCUGUUAGUGACGAAUGGUCCAGCGUGUUUGUACAAUCAGUGACGUCAGUGCCCGCCAGUCGGCCUCUCUUCGGUUGGUCAGGUUCACCGGUUAUCACUGUGUUUGGAACUAGGACUGAUGGUCAUCUUUGUGACAGGCGGCGGCUCUUCUAAGCCAGUGUAACUAUUUCCUCUUCCGUUUUUUAGCUUUUGAACUUAAGUACUUUUGGAGACUCCCAUUUUAAGAACUGUGAAAAUUUUGCUACCAAAAGUAUUUACCCACUGUGUUCUUAAUUGUUAAUUUCUUAGUUUGGGGGAUUUGUAGAUUUUUUUUUUCCUUUUCUUUCUGUCUUCCUUUCUUCCUGUUAUUUGCUGUAAAUGCUGCAUAGCCAUGUUAUAUAUCAGCACAUUUUUUUUUAUGCUUUCUUGGUUAUAACAGUUACUUACUAGAGUGCCAAGGCUGUCACCUACUGUUUGCUCUCCUGCAAAUCAACUACUUCUAAUUUCCAGUUAAGCCAGUUGUUUUUAAUUUUGGCUGUUGUCUU
Molecule: messenger RNA, 1683 nt
Organism: Budorcas taxicolor (takin)
Lineage: Eukaryota; Metazoa; Chordata; Mammalia; Artiodactyla; Bovidae
Gene: SPG21
Product: SPG21 abhydrolase domain containing, maspardin
Exons: 9
Coding region: 234-1160 (308 amino acids)
Cellular component (GO): cytosol; trans-Golgi network transport vesicle
Molecular function (GO): CD4 receptor binding
Source: RefSeq, a predicted model, not a curated record